This is a messenger RNA of Rattus norvegicus (Norway rat), 4051 nucleotides long. It is a transcript of the gene Ccnd1, whose product is annotated as cyclin D1. Gene Ontology annotation, cellular component: cytoplasm; transcription repressor complex; cyclin D1-CDK4 complex. The record is from RefSeq and is a predicted model, not a curated record. Gene Ontology annotation, molecular function: cyclin-dependent protein serine/threonine kinase regulator activity; protein kinase activity; proline-rich region binding. NCBI's taxonomy places the organism in Eukaryota, Metazoa, Chordata, Mammalia, Rodentia, Muridae. Gene Ontology annotation, biological process: G1/S transition of mitotic cell cycle; regulation of transcription by RNA polymerase II; negative regulation of transcription by RNA polymerase II.
CCCCACCCCCGCCGCUCACUGCUCCCGAGCCCCCUCCCCCUGCGCCCGCCUCGGCCCGCCCCCCCUCCUUUUUCUCUGCCCGGCUUUGAUCUCUGCUUAACAACAGUAACGUCACUCGGACUACAGGGGAGUUUUGUUGAAGUUGCAAAGUCCUGCAGCCUCCAGAGGGCUGUUGGCGCAGUAGCAGAGAGCUGCAGACUCCGCGCGCUCCGGAGACCGGUCGUAGAGCGCGAGGCAGCGCGCGUCAGCAGCAGACACCGGAGCCCAACCCGGACCACAGCCCUCCCCAGGCGGCCGCGCCAUGGAACACCAGCUCCUGUGCUGCGAAGUGGAGACCAUCCGCCGCGCGUACCCUGACACCAAUCUCCUCAACGACCGGGUGCUGCGAGCCAUGCUUAAGACUGAGGAGACCUGCGCGCCCUCCGUUUCUUACUUCAAGUGCGUGCAGAGGGAGAUUGUGCCAUCCAUGCGGAAAAUCGUGGCCACCUGGAUGCUAGAGGUCUGCGAGGAGCAGAAGUGCGAAGAGGAGGUCUUCCCGCUGGCCAUGAACUACCUGGACCGUUUCUUGUCUCUGGAGCCCCUGAAGAAGAGCCGCCUGCAGCUUCUGGGGGCCACCUGCAUGUUCGUGGCCUCUAAGAUGAAGGAGACCAUUCCCCUGACUGCCGAGAAGUUGUGCAUCUACACUGACAACUCUAUCCGCCCCGAGGAGUUGCUGCAAAUGGAACUGCUUCUGGUGAACAAGCUCAAAUGGAACCUGGCCGCCAUGACUCCCCACGAUUUCAUCGAACACUUCCUCUCCAAAAUGCCAGAGGCGGAUGAGAACAAGCAGAUCAUCCGCAAACAUGCACAGACCUUUGUGGCCCUCUGUGCCACAGAUGUGAAGUUCAUUUCCAACCCACCCUCCAUGGUGGCUGCUGGGAGUGUGGUGGCCGCGAUGCAGGGCCUGAACCUGGGCAGCCCCAACAACUUCCUCUCCUGCUACCGCACAACGCACUUUCUUUCCAGAGUCAUCAAGUGUGACCCGGUCAAGGCCCUGGCCACCGGCCUCUGGCUAAACAAGGACUCCCUCCAUCUCCGCCCGCCUCUCCAGGACUGCCUCCGUGCCUGCCAGGAACAGAUUGAAGCCCUUCUGGAGUCAAGCCUGCGCCAGGCCCAGCAGAACAUCGAUCCCAAGGCCACCGAGGAGGAAGGGGAAGUGGAGGAAGAAGCUGGUCUGGCUUGCACACCCACCGACGUCCGAGAUGUGGACAUCUGAGGGCCACCGGGCAGGCGGGAGUCACCAAGUAGUGGCAUCCGCGAAGAGAAAGGAGCCAGCCCGGGUGCUCCUGACGAGGUCCCCCUUGGGGAUGUGUUGUUACCAGAAGGGGAAGUUUUGUUCUCUUUGUUGGUUGUUUUUCCUUAAUCUUUCUCCUUUCUAUCUGAUUUAAGCAAAAGAGAAAAAAAAUACCUGAAAGCUGUCUUAAAGAGAGAGAGAGAGAUAGAAUUCGCAUCACCCUGAGUAUAGGGAGACGGGGGGGUGCUACAAAAAUAGAAUUCUGUACCCCAGUAAUCAACUAGUUUUCUAUUAAUGUGCUUGUCUGUUCUAAGAAUAGGAUUAACACACAGGAAGUCUUGAGAAGGAUUUUUGAUUCUUUUAUGUGUUUAAGAAAAAAAAGCUUAAGAAACAUUGCUUUAAAAAAAGAAGGAAAAAAAAUACAGCAAACCAUUGUUAAAGUAGAAGGGUUUUAGGUAGAGAAAUGUACUCUGCUUUGCUGAAAAGGCACAGCUUUGGCAAGGUCCUCAACCUCACUCCCCUGCUUGUUCAGUGCCUACAGCCCUGUUACCUGAUGAUACCUGUGCUUUAUCCCAGGAGUGGGCAGACCUCUUAACCUUACUGAUGGUCGAUUCGACCUCUAGCGGCCUCGUGGCGUGUGGCACCCUCCAGGGCUCAUGUUAUGGGCCCUCUGCCCCCCACAACCUGCAGGUUCACAGAGCGCCAGCCAGCCACGCAGCGGUAGGGAUGAAAUAGUGACAUAAUAUAUUCUAUUUUUGUAACCUUCCUGUUUUGUAGUUCCUGUUUAGAGAGAUGCUGGUUUUUGCCUGGUGGCCCUGCAGCCCACUCACAUCAGGUUGAACCCACAGCUUUUCUUUUGUGUGUGGUUUGUUUUGUUAUGUUUUCCUUCUCCAUGUUCCAAAACCAUUCCAUUUCAAAGCACUUUUGGUCAGCUAGCUGGAGGCAGUGUUGCUGGGUGUGUGUGUGUGUGUGUGUGUGUGUGUGUGUGUGUGUGUGUGUGUCGGUGGGGGAGGGGGUCUAGUGGAAUGGUUGGGGGAUGUCCACACACUCAAUUCUGAUGGCUGCACAGCAGGUGUGUAGGGCUGGUAGCAUGAGGUGCUUGGGAAGUUUUGUUGGGUCGAGAAGAGAAAGCUCUGUUCUCGUACCACCGGGAUCUUCCUGCAAAGUCGGAGGGAUCUUUUGGUGCCAGCUGGCGUUUGGAAGUAGGGACCGUGAUGGCAUUACCUGGACAAGGGGAUUCAGGACGACUCUUAAGUCUUUCACACAGGAGGCUUUUAAACACUAAAAUCUCUAAUUUAUACGUAAGGCUACAGAAGAGUAUUUAUUGGGAAGGUUGCCCAUGACCCGUGUGACUCAAAGCAAUGUGAUCUUCCCUUGAUUCAAACGCACACCUUCUGCCCUGCUGGCGAAGGUUUAGGGCCAUGUCUGAGAGACUGGUCUUUUAUUGGGCAAGUGGGGGUGUCCUCAAAAAAAAACAAACCACAAAGACGGAGAUGUGGUCUCCUUGACUUUCCCAACCCAAUUGGCCCCAUUGGAGAGCCAUCCAAACUGAGGAAAAUUAGGGGACUCCAAAAGAGUCUUGAGUCUGGCACAUUCUUGCCGCCGCUCCCAAGUUAGCAACAGUAGGUAAUUUGCACACCUCUGGCUCUGCCUUUCUGUUCAGGAUGUGUUGGUGGGAGGUGGAGAGCGGGUGGCUGGAGAGGGGAUGUGAGAGAAGAAGUAUGGAGGGUAGGGACCACACGGGACAGGCCGCGGCUCCUUUCACAGCGCUGCUACCAAUGACUCCCAGGAUCCCCGGCGUUCGGAACCAGAUUCACGUUGCUUUGUAUCUUUCAUGUUGUUUUCGCUGCUAUUGGAGGGUCAGUUUUAUUUUGUUGUUGUUGGUUUGUUUGUUUUUUUUUUACAAUGUCAUAAACUGCCAUGUUCAAGUUUUAAUUUCCUCGUAGAAGAGUGUAUUUACAGAUGCCCUUUUUUGUACUUUUUUUUUUAUUGUGAUUCAAUUUUGGAUUAAUGUGAUUACCGCUGUAUUCCCAAAAAAAAAAAAAAAACCACACACACACACACACACACACACACACACACACACACACACACACACACACACAAACAGGUUCCUGUACACAAUACCUCAUGUAUCACCUAGCCAUGCAUAGGCCUGGCAGGCGGGUGGGGUGGUCUGCCUCCAGGGACCCUGGGACCCUGCUGGGGAUCAUCCUGUCAUGCUGGGCCUUCAUUUGAUCUGGGACAUAGCAUCACAGCAGUCAGGGCAACUGUGUUCUGUUAGUUAUCAAUAUUGUUACUUGUAGCGGCCUGUUGUGCAUGCCACCAUGCUGCUGGACCCGGAGAGAUUUGUUCUGAGUCUCUGGUGCAUCAUUUAAUCUGUUAGGUUCUAGUGUUCUGUCUUGUUUUGUGUUACUCACAGCAUUGUGCUAAUGUAAAGCCAGCCGCAAUGCUGUAGGCCCCAGGUUCCCUAGCAAGCUGCCAAACCAAAAGGGUCACCACCAGCUUAGCUGAGGCGUCCCAACCAGGCAGGACCCUUGAGGGCUGCUGUGUCCAUGGUGAUGGGGUGAAGUUUUGGCCAAAGGGCCAAAGGCUGGUGGAUCCACACAGUCUGCCCUGUGACAUGAAUGGCUUUGAGGGGCUCUGGCUGGUGGUCAGGUUGGCUUUGUGUAUUCUGGUUGACACACCAUGGCGCUUCCCAGCACAGACAUGUGACCAGCAUGGUCCAGGAAAAAAAAAAAGACAAAAAAAUCUAGAAAUAAAAUUGGUAAAAUCCCA